Messenger RNA from Mercurialis annua (annual mercury), 1672 nucleotides. Its product is annotated as putative glutamine amidotransferase GAT1_2.1. Gene Ontology annotation, molecular function: hydrolase activity, acting on carbon-nitrogen (but not peptide) bonds, in linear amides. Bases 204 to 1499 code for a protein of 431 amino acids. Gene Ontology annotation, cellular component: cytosol. Lineage: Eukaryota; Viridiplantae; Streptophyta; Magnoliopsida; Malpighiales; Euphorbiaceae. The record is from RefSeq and is a predicted model, not a curated record. The transcript has 4 exons.
AAACCAAACAUGUGUCAAUACGCGGCGGCCAGUAUUGGUGCUGAUCUCGUAUAAAUCUCAGCUUUCUUCUUAACUAAAAUCAAGAAAUCACACCGCUAUCUCUUUCGAUUCUUUCAUUUCAUAUCUCAUUAAAUUAUUCUCAAUCACAAUUCAACUUUUUUUCUUUCCUUUUUUUCUCAUUAGUAUUUAUAACCUUCAGAUUAAUGGCUCAUAAUAAUAACUCAGAUCUUUCAAUGAUUCUUCCCAGGGUUCUUAUCGUCUCCCGGAGAACCCUUCGCAAGAACAAGUUUGUUGAUUUUGUCGGGGAAUUUCACUUAGAUCUUAUAGUCAGCUAUGGAGCAGUGCCAGUGAUAGUUCCUAGAGUAAGUGGAGUUCACAUGCUACUCGAAAGCUUCGAGCCUAUCCACGGAGUUCUCUUAUGUGAAGGUGAAGAUAUAGAUCCGUCGCUUUAUGAUGCAGAACUUUCAGGUAUUUCGCAGGAAGAACUCGACGAAAUCAAGAAAGUACACGCAAGCGAUACUGCCAUCGACAGAGAAAAGGACACAAUUGAACUGAGACUUGCGAAAUUAUGCCUUGAACGAAAUAUACCGUACUUAGGAAUCUGCAGAGGGUCGCAAGUCCUAAAUGUAGCCUGCGGCGGUAUAUUGUACCAAGAUGUAGAGAAAGAACUUUCCAAGAAAAUACCUGAAGAUCACGAAGGAGUUACUCAUAUUAACUAUGACGAUUAUGAUGGGCACCGACACGGGGUGAAGGUUGUGGAGAACACGCCUUUGCAUCACUGGUUUAAAGAUUCAUUGGAAGAAAGUAAAAUGGAAAUCAUGGUUAAUAGCUAUCAUCAUCAGGGUGUUAAGAGAUUGGCUCAAAGAUUUGUGCCGAUGGCUUUUGCUCCUGAUGGUUUGAUUGAAGGGUUUUAUGAUCCCGACGCGUAUAAUCCUGAAGAGGGGAAGUUUAUCAUGGGUCUCCAGUUUCAUCCGGAGAGGAUGCGACACCAUGAUUCAGAUGAAUUUGAUUACCCGGGUUGCCCGGCUGCAUACAAAGAAUUUGUGAAAGCUGUAAUUGCAUAUGAGAAACGGCUUAGUAGCUCAACUAGCAAGCCGAAAGCUCCGAAACUCAAUCAGGAACUGGAGAUGAAGAGAAAGACGAUUGUCAAAAGUUUUUCAGUUGCAAGAAACAUGUACAACUCUGGAAGAGGAAGCCCUUUGGGUCAAGAACCUGAACUUCGAAUUGGAGCAGAAUUUCUCGAGGCAAAUACGGCAUUAAGCUUGCAGCAAGAGAACAGGCUAAAGCAGAUGGGCGCAACGGUGAGAAAUGCUUCAGUAUACAAGGAAAAGUUAAAGAUGAAUGAAGAGAGGGAGAGAGCUGCAAGGUUUAUAAUGGGGAAAAUGUCAAUUGGACAGUUAUCUGAUCUCAUUUCUUUCUAUCAAAUGAUGCAAAGUAUAUGUUCCGAAGCUUUGGAGAGUAAGAUUCAAGACUGCCGAGUAGACGAAGAAGAGCUCUGAGUAGAAGAAGCUCUGAGUUCUACUCGGCUGUACCAUGAUCUGUAAGUGUGAAAUAGAAAAUAUAAACUCGUUAUGUUUCCGGUGAGCAGCCGUUUUUCUUUAUUUUAUCAAUAAGAAGUUGUCACUUGUCAACUAAUGAAAAGAAAAUUAACAGUUAUGAUGAAAAUUGCCCA